UUGGCACUGUCUUUCUUCGCUUCCUGUUUCCUCUCUGGUGUAUAUCCACUUCAUGGUUUUGGAUGCUAUAUUAGCCCUUCACAAUUCCUCUCUAUGGUCUAUGUUCCUUCUGCCCUCCAUUCGUCUCUUUGGUUACUACGUGGUCCAUCUAUCCGACACGUUUCCACUCUAUGGUAUCGCUGUACCUGCUCUGGCCUUAUUGUUCCCCCUUAUACCGCGUGCUGGGAGGAUGUGGCGAUUUCCGGGAUUGCUGAGCCGAGCCUUUCAUCGUCUUCAGGUGCUGAAUGUUUCUAGUCCUCUCCAUGGGAUCCCACCCAUCACAAGCAGUGAGAAGUUCCAGAGCAACACCUCAACGCACUGCACCGGAUGCGGUCUGUCUGAACAGAGCCAUUAUUUUCAGUCACCUGACUGGCACAACAGACAGCACCAAGAUGGCUGGAAACAAAAGCGUGGAAAACAUCUACUUUCUAGCUUGCUCCCUCACUACACCAUUCUUCAUUCCUUCACUUGGGGUACACUGGCUAUAUUUGCUUUGCAGUUGACAUGGCAGAUCCCAUGGCUGAGUUCUGUGCCAGUGGUAGGGAGAGAAAACAAACCACCCUGGCUGGAUAGUUUUUACUCUUCAUUGCUAUGCCAUCAGCACUCAGUGCUGGCUGCAGCUCCAGCUAACUGUCCCAGUGGCCAGAAGGGGCCAUGCUUCCUGCUGGCAAUGAUACCAGACAUAGCACCAGAGAGUCCAUCACCUGGCAUCCCUUUGGGGCAAGAAGUGGAUUGUUGCUGCUCAGAAAUGGGGGAGCUCUCAUUCCCAGAUCGUUGCAGCUUGAGGCCAGCCCACUCCAGCAAACAGGUUAAGACAGCACAGCAAGAGUGCCUGAAAGAAGCUGUUUCCCAGUUGCAGCAAGUUUUCCAGGCCAACACUUCUACUGCACUCAAUAUCCUAGGGAUCAGAAGCAUAAAGGCUGGACACUACAGAGCAGCCUAUAUCUGCUUCAAGUUAGCAGCGGAUCAGGGCUACAACAAAGCCCAGUUCAACGUAGGUCUGUGUUACGAGCAUGGCAGAGGCACAAAGACUGCCCUGGGAAAGGCAGCUCUCUAUUACCAUCAUGCAGCCAGGAGUGGGCACCUCAAAGCCCAAUACCGCUAUGCCAGGUGCCUCUUACAUUAUGGGUCCAAAGCAGAAAAAGCAGACCUGCAAAAAGCAAGGAUUCUUCUGGAGCAGGCAGCAGCAGCAGGACUAAUGGAGGCACAGGCCUACCUUGGGGUACUCUACAUGAAGGGGAUGUUUCCUGCAAAGCAGAAGGCUCUGAAGUAUCUGUGGCUGGCAGCCAAGAAUGGGGAUUCCCAAAGCAGGUACCAUGUUGGUGUUUGCUAUGAAGAGGGCCUUGGAGUCCAAAAGAACUUGGCAGAAGCAGUGAAUAAUUACCAGCAAUCAGCUGCUGCAGGAAACAGGCUUGCUUGGGGGAGAGUGCAAGCCCUAGAGCAACAGUAUGCAGCCUCUGGAACCAACUGCCUAGCACCUUAUCCAAGGAUAAGAACAGUCUCCUCCAGCCCCAGCCUUUUGGUCCAUGAGCAAACUGCCCCAAAGCCUCAAGCCUCUCAAGCAGAUCGUCUUGGUCUAAUUCUGUCCCACUCCUGGAGCACAGGCAGUUGUGGUGCAGCCACCAUAAGAAACCUGAGAUGAAGGCCUGCUCCGGAACAAGAUGAAUACACUAGAUUCCUGUCACCUUGAGAAACACUCAUGGCUCUAAUUUCGGGAGAUAGCAGUCCACAGAUAAAGACUGUCAGGAAAAAAUCCCCUCCUUUAUGUAAGGUGUAUAAAGAGAAUAACAUUGCCCUUCUGCAGUGCCUCAGCUCUGGCAGAAGUACAGAGGAGCAGGGCAGUGCAGAGCAAGUAUAAUGAUAGAAAUGGAAAGAGGUGGAGACAUUGUAUAGAGAGGGGGAGCAGUAAGGAAAAAAUUCUCUAUUGGAAUAGAAAUGAUCUAUAAAUAUAGCUGCUUCUAAAAUGGAGUUUCUUUGUGUGCUCUACACUCCCUUAUUGGCUUCAUGCUUCCCUGUCUACUCCCAGAAACGUGUUCUUUGCUGUUAUCCAUCCAAGCCCCAAACCUGACCAACUGCUCUUGUCCACCUGUGACCUAGCUUUAUUAUACCCCACCCCAAUCCAUGCUGAAGCUGGCACUCAGCUAUCUGGUCUGCCCCAGUCCUCUGUUCUCUUGAAAGUUCUGAUGCUAUGGCACAGCUCCUAGAAGUGUUCUUUCACCAGCACCCUUUGGCCUAUCCUUUAAAACACAAAUUACAGCAGCAGUUUUAAACUAAAUCAGUUUAAAAACAGGAUACAGACCCCAGGAUGCACUAAUCAGGUCAAAGUUGAUUCCUAUGGGUUUAGCCUAUGCCUGUUCAUUUUCUUACACAAGUUGAACAGAGACAAAUGAAGUUUAAACUGCUUUAAAACUAUCCAUACACAAAUUGUCCUGAGUUAACUAAACUAGCAUCAAAUCCCUCCCUGGAGUCAAACCACUGAAAUCCUGCAUAUAAUAUAAACCAGGCCUCUCAAAGACAGGAGCACUACCCUUGUCCUGUACUUGGUCUCAGCCUUACUGGCCUCCAUUCAGCAAAUGUGUGGCACAGCCAAGACUCUAAAGACGGUUGCAAAUUCUCUCCUUGAUCCCAAAUCUCAUACCUUCCCCCACCCAUUCUAAGCCUGCUCAGUCAAAUUGCUCUUCCUGUGUCAGGCAGUUUGCAACCAACAGAGAACUUCUUCCACUGAUGAUAACCUAGGGCUAUUCCUGCCCUAGAGCAUCAUCCCUGAUCAACCAGGGACACCUGCAUCCACCAGCUUCCUUUGUUGACUGGGGAAGAACAGUUUGAAGCUUGAAGACUUUAAGCCAAGGGAAUGGAAUUCAUCCCCUUGUUGAUUUCCUGUCAUGUGAAAAUAUGCCUAAUGACAAAUACAUUAAAAUAGUGCUUGGUGAGGAAUCUGCGUGGUUACUGUCUGCUUGUCUUCCACUUUUUUUAGGGAUGUCCAGUCUGAGUUGAGGGGCAAACCCUACAACAUUGCCCCUCUUAAGUCAGUUUUAUUUCAUCCAUGAUUUUGAUAUACAAAAUCAGUUCUGCAUUUGUGCCAGAUUUUGGCCCACUCUCACUUGAUUCUGAAGGAACCAGUUUUGUUUCUGGACAUGAACAAGACGCUGAUAAGAGCAGGGUGAUAGUGUAUGUGGCAUAGGAAACCGGUCAUAUAACUGCAUUUAUUACUAAGGUCCUCGUGCCAGUCCCUAAUGCAUUUUGGAGAGUACAGCUGUAGAAGAAUUAGUGUUUUGGAAAGUUGCAGAUGAACAAAUAUAUAUACACACAUACACCACCUUUGUGGAUGAAUCCUGUGGUCCUGGAGAGGGAAUUUUUAAAAGAGAUGGAGAUGUAGGAUCAAUCUCAUUCCACAAAAAUAUACUGGUAGUGUAAGUGUUUUCACUUCUUUAAAUGGUAAGGCCUCUCCCCUGCUACUCCAGAUCCAUCUUUUCCAGUGUGCACCAAAUUAAAACAAUGUAACACUACUGAGCAUGCAGGCAAAGUAGGGCAGUAGGUGUGAGCAUUUGUUAAACAGGGUGGCUGUAGACUAGAUUUGUUAAAGGAGAACCAGAAAUGCAAAUCUAGGCCUCCCCAAACCAGACAGACAUACUGUAACAAACCCCUGCAGUGUCAGGCACAAUCACUACAGCCAAUGAGGAAUUUACAGGCAGUCCUCAGACUUAUGACACAAUUGGUUCCUGAAAACUAUGUCUUAAGUUGAAACGUCAUAACUCAGAACCAAUUUUCCCAUA
Messenger RNA from Alligator sinensis (Chinese alligator), 3812 nucleotides. It is a transcript of the gene DELE1, whose product is annotated as DAP3 binding cell death enhancer 1. The coding region runs from base 53 to 1681 and encodes 542 amino acids. The record is from RefSeq and is a predicted model, not a curated record. The transcript has 12 exons. Gene Ontology annotation, molecular function: protein binding. Lineage: Eukaryota; Metazoa; Chordata; Crocodylia; Alligatoridae.